Messenger RNA from Carya illinoinensis, 792 nucleotides. RefSeq names its product mitotic-spindle organizing protein 1A-like. The transcript has 3 exons. Lineage: Eukaryota; Viridiplantae; Streptophyta; Magnoliopsida; Fagales; Juglandaceae. Gene Ontology annotation, biological process: microtubule nucleation by interphase microtubule organizing center; mitotic spindle assembly; gamma-tubulin complex localization. Gene Ontology annotation, cellular component: gamma-tubulin ring complex; centrosome; interphase microtubule organizing center. The record is from RefSeq and is a predicted model, not a curated record. Bases 244 to 471 code for a protein of 75 amino acids.
CAGCGGUGUCCUUUUAGUGUUUUCCUUCAAAUUAUUUCUUCUUCGAACCCUCCUUCGUUUCUUCGACUCUGCUCACUGGCAACGCCCUAGCAUCCCUCCUCUGCACGUCAGCCACCGGCCUGCAGCUUACAUCCCGAAGUCCCAAUUCUCGCCACUCGAAGCCUCACAGUGAAGUUUGAUCAAACAAAACCUAGUAUUGAAUUGAAGUCAAAAGCUACUCUAAUCUUUUAAGUCCCGGUUGUCAUGGAUCCGGAUGCCGCACGGACGGCUAGGGAGUCACUGGACCUGACAUUUCAUAUGUCGAACCUUCUUGACACGGGGCUCGACCGCCAUACCCUCUCUGUCCUCAUUGCUCUCUGCGACCUGGGUCUCAACCCUGAGGCACUCGCUGCGCUCGUCAAAGAACUCCGACGAGAGCCCCACGCCUCUUCCCUGCCCGCAACAUCUACUGCUCCAUCACGUCUUUCCUGAUAUGGUUUGUUCGUGGUCCCACUUGGAUGUCAAAAGUUAAAAGCUAAACUUUGGAUGGAAAAUGCGGUCUUCCUUUAUGUCUAGUAAGUUCAGUUCGAAUAUGCUGAGGCCAUGCAUGAUUAUUAUUCAUGGAAGUAGAAGUAGAAUUAUUAUUCAUGAUUAUUAUUCAGGUUGUUGGUUUUUAUUCAAAGUAUGCACCCACUUGUGGUGGUCAUGAUAGCAGCUAUUCUUGGGACUUGUCAUUGGGGUAGUCUGUUGUUUGAAUGAUUUUGUGAAACUCUUGGCAGUCUAAUUCUUGGCUUGUGGAAGUGUUCACGAUUA